Messenger RNA from Symbiodinium sp. CCMP2456, 783 nucleotides. The record is from the annotation of a GenBank genome assembly. NCBI's taxonomy places the organism in Eukaryota, Dinophyceae, Suessiales, Symbiodiniaceae.
AUGGCCGCCAUGCCCGCAGAGAUGAUGCCAAUGUCGAUGCCAAUGUCGAUGCCGGCCCCGGCACUGCCGGAGGCACCUGCAGCGCCAGAUUCCUUCAAUCAAGCUCUUGCGGCUGCUGCUGCACAAGCGACUCAACAGGCUGCAGCGGUUCAAGCAGCAGCAGCCCAAGCGGCAGCUGCUCAAGCGGCAGCUGCUCAAGCAGUGGCUCCCGCACCAGAUGCUGACCCGAACGGGGCUUUGGCAGCUCUUGCUGCGGGAGUUCCUGGAUUCCCAAUGCUGGCAGGAUAUCCUCAGCUAGCUGCUGGCUGUGGCGGGACCGUGCCGCUGUUGGACCCCGCGUAUGCUCAGCUGCAGACUGCUGCACUGUACCAGUACGCGGCGCUGGCUAGCCUGACGCAACAGACUGCCGGACUAGCGGAAUUCACAGACCUCACCGGCGCGUCCAAGCAAGCAGCCAUGUCUAAAGGCCCAUCUUGGAUAAAGCCCGGUGACUGGAAUUGCAAGAGCUGUGGAGAUCUACAGUUCGCGAGAAACAGCAAAUGCCGGCGCUGUGGGGCCGACAAGCCCUCCGAAGCCGAGAUCGCCGCCCAGGCUACAGCUGCGGCGGCCGCCGCCACUCUGGGACUCAGCAAAAACGGCCUUCAGAUGCGGCCUGGCGACUGGAUUUGCCACAGUUGUGGCGAUCAUGUCUUCGCCAAGAACGCCAACUGCCGAAAGUGUGGAGCAGCGCGUCCCAAUGAUGUUCUGACAACAAUGGGUGCCGGUCGCAAUGGAACAGGAUCC